AUGGGGAAUUGCGUGGCUUUAAAUUAUUCUUGUGAUCAGACAGUGAAUCAAAUCUUUAGAUGCUUAUGUGGUAAAGGUCAUAUUCGAAACCUCAAGGAAAAUCUCAGGGCUCUGAAGAGGGAGAUGGAAGAUCUCAAAGCAAUUCAACAACAGGUGAAGCACAAGGUUGAAAGAGAGGAGGCACAACAUCGACAAAGGCUUGAACCUGUCCAGGUAUGGCUUACACGUGUCCAGAGAAUCGAUACACGAGUCAUUGAUCUGCUUAGUACUAGUCCGGUUCAGCUUCAGAAGCUGUGUCUCUGCGGUUUAUGUUCGAAGAGCGUGUGUUCGAGCUACCAAUAUGGGAAAAGUGUAUUCAUGUUAUUAAAAGAGGUUAAAAUUCUCAAAUCGGAGAGUGGUUUUAAAGAGGUCUCUGAGCUGGCUCCGACAUAUGUAGUGGAAGAGAGGCCUACUCGGCCUACAGUUGGUCAUGAAACAAUUCUCGAAGAGGCAUGGAAUCGGAUAAAUGAAGAUGGGGUCGGAAUCAUGGGUCUGCACGGUAUGGGUGGUGUAGGAAAAACAACACUUUUCAAGAAAAUCCACAAUAAGUUAGCUGGAAUGGGUGGGUUUGACUUUAUGAUCUGGGUCGUGGUGUCUCAAGGCACAAAAAAUUCAAAGCUACAAGAAGAUAUUGCACAAAAGCUACACCUUUGUGGCGAUGAGUGGACGAACAAAAAUGAAAGUGACAAGGCCACUGAUAUACAUGGAGUUUUGAAGGGGAAGAGAUUUGUGCUGAUGCUGGAUGACGUAUGGGAGAAAGUGGAUUUGGAAGCCAUCGGAGUUCCCUUUCCAACUAGAGAAAAUGGAUGUAAAGUAGCUUUCACCACACGUUCUCGCAAAGUAUGUGGGCAGAUGGGGGAUCAUGAGCCGAUGCAAGUCAAGUGUUUGGAACGUAAUGAAGCAUGGGAGUUAUUUAAAAACAAAGUCGGAGACAAUAACUUAAGCGAUCAUGUCAUUGUACAGCUUGCAAGAAAGGUCGCUGAGAAAUGUCAUGGCCUGCCACUAGCGCUCAGUGUCAUUGGCGAGACAAUGGCAUCUCAAACUACGGUACAAGAAUGGGAGCAUGCGAACAAAAUUUUGGCUACAUCCGCUGCAGAGUUUUCUGACAUGGAGAAUAAAAUUCUUCCAAUUCUGAAGUACAGCUAUGAUAGCUUGGUGGAUGAAAAUAUCAAGUCAUGUUUUCUCUAUUGUGCUCUGUUUCCGGAGGAUGGUCUAAUAAAUAAAGAAGAGUUGAUGGAGUAUUGGAUAUGCGAGAGAUUUCUCGGGGAAUGCCAAGUUAUAAAAAGAGCAGAGAAUAAGGGUCAUGAGGUACUUGGUACUCUUGUCCGUGCAAAUUUACUGAUGGAAGUUAAUACAAACACAGUUGCGAUGCAUGACGUGAUUCGCGAAAUGGCUCUAUGGAUUGCAUCAUGUUUCGGAAAACAGAAAGAGACUUUUUUUGUGCAAGCAAGAGCCGGAUUACCUGAAAUGCCAAGAGUCGAGGAUUGGGGAGCUGUGAGAAGGAUGUCAUUAAUGAAUAAUGAUAUUGAAGAGAUAAAUUGGGGUUCCAAGUGUUCUGAAGUUACAACUUUGCUCCUCCAGAAUAAUGACUUAAAGAAUCUCUUACGUGAAUUCAUCCGGUCUAUGAAAAAGCUAGUUGUUUUGAAUCUAUCAGAGAAUAAAAAAUUCAGUGAACUCCCGGAGCAGAUAUCGGAGCUGGCAUCCUUGCGGUAUCUUGACUUGUCGUUUACAAGUAUAGAGAAACUGCCUGUUGGUUUCCAAAAGUUAAAAAAUCUUACUCACCUGAAUUUGACUGGUACAAAGAGACUUUCCAGUAUCAGUGGAGUAUCAAAGUUGUCAAGUUUAAGAAGUUUGAAACUACAUUUUUCUAAUGUUUAUGUAGAUGUUGACUUAGUGAAGGAGCUGCAGCUCUUGGAGCAUCUACAAGUUCUAAGCAUAACCAUAUCUACGGUGUUGGGUUUGGAGAAAUUAUCAAGAGAUCAAAGGUUGGCCAACUGCAUCGAUAUUCUCGAGAUUUGCUAUUUUCAACAAACUACCUUCAAUAUAUCAAUGCUGAUGAGAAUGGAGAAUCUUCGUGUUUUAAACGUGGUGGAAAGUAAUCAUGUAUGGGAGAUUAAUACAAAUCUGAAGUGCAAAGAAAGAGAGACGAACUCGUCUUAUUUACACAAUCCUACAAGUCCACGUCUUAUCAACCUCUGUAGUGUGCAUAUAAGUAGCUCUCAUAGCAUUAAGGAUCUGACGUGGCUAAUGUAUACUCCAAAUCUUGCCCACCUAUCCAUUAAACAUUCAGAAGAAGUGGAAGAAAUUAUAAACAAAGAAAAAGCAACCAAUCUUUCAGGUAUUUCACCAUUUCAGAAACUAGAAUGGUUAUGGUUAGAAAGUUUGUCUAAGCUGGAGAGUAUCUACUGGAGUCCUCUUCCUUUUCCAUUAUUGAGAAAGAUAGUAGCAAUAAACUGUCCAAAGCUGAAAAAGCUUCCGUUAGAUGUUACAAGUGUCCCACGACUAGUGCCACUUGGAGGAUUUAAGAUAAUAAUGGAUCCUCUACAACAGAAAAUGGAGCUUGAAUGGGAGGACGAAGAGACCAAAAGUCAUUUCUUUCCUUUCUUCGAUAGGUAA
Molecule: messenger RNA, 2655 nt
Organism: Thlaspi arvense
Lineage: Eukaryota; Viridiplantae; Streptophyta; Magnoliopsida; Brassicales; Brassicaceae
Source: the annotation of a GenBank genome assembly